AAAGAAGAAGAAGAACCUGACGUUACGAUUUGACAAUGGCGCGGGAAAACCGUGAAGAAACUGAAAUGGAUACCAGCACAGAUAAAGAGUCGGACAGCCCCUAUCCAUCCACAUUAAAACUGUACGAGACGCAGUUUUUCGGCUUCACUCCGCAGACAUGUAUGUUGCGAGUAUACAGCGCCUUCCAGGAUUGUCUGUACGACAUUUUACCUGUUGUGGAAAAGGUGUGUGUGAGGCAGCUCAGCAGAGACAAGUCGGACUCCGAGGAACUGCUUCGGUCCCGGGCCAGAGAGUGCAGCCGGAAACUGCAGCAGUUUCUCGAUGAAAGGUUCAAGCAGCUGUCGAAGAGGAUGGAAACACUGCUGCUCGACCGCUGCUUCUCCGUGCCGCCAAAUGUCCUGCUGUCCGAGGACCAGUCCCACAAGAACUACCCCCAACACAUACAGGAGGUGCUGAGGCUGGAGUCAAACCUUGCUGACCUCCAUAGCGCCUACGAAGCAGAGGUCUGUGCCAGACAGGCCCUGCUGGCAGAGCUGGAGGAGCAGAAGGAGGUGCAGAAGCAGCUGGACGGGGUCUUGAUGUGGGUCAGAGAGCUCCAGGCGGCCUGGGUGAAGGAAGGUAACGGCAGCUUCCAUGAAAGCUUCCAGAUGGUGAUGGAGUCCGUUAAAAGACUGCAGGAGGCCGCCAGGGAGGUCUGUCACAAGGCACCUCAUUGAUUUGAGAUUAGAUUAGCAAACAAAUAAAUAUUACUGAAAAAGUCUUAUGUGGUAUCCUGUUUUUAGACUAUCUGAAAAAGACUAGAGAAUUCAGAAGGCAUUGUUCACUGCAAAUGAGGCUUAAAUCAUCUGCCCACUGAAAUCUAGAACAGUCCAGUUUUAUUUGUAUUUGUAUUAUUUUGGAGAUAAUAAAACCCCAAUGAAUUAAGGCUUCAUUGUGUAAAUAUUGUAACAAAGCUAAUUCUAGAUCACAGAGCUUUAGGCCUUUGAGUUGGUUGUGUCUUUUUCUUUGUUGGUUUGUUUAUUUGGAUCCCCGUUAGCUUCAGCGUAGCUCGAAGCUGUUUCUUCUUGGGGUCUGCAGUUUACAUUGUGACAAUACAUUUUACACAUUCAUAUUGUGUAUAUUCUUUUUACACUAACAAACAUUCAACAACAUAUAGCAUAUCUAUAAUAACUAAAACAUAAUUACUGAAAAUGAUCCCCAGACCAUAUGUAUCACUUCCAUUCAAACUUUUCUCCAUAUGAAAAAAAAAAUCCUUUCACAAUGUCAUGUAAAUAAUAAUAAAGCACAUGGAUGAAUUUGUG
Messenger RNA from Labrus bergylta (ballan wrasse), 1301 nucleotides. It is a transcript of the gene mis12, whose product is annotated as MIS12 kinetochore complex component. NCBI's taxonomy places the organism in Eukaryota, Metazoa, Chordata, Actinopteri, Labriformes, Labridae. Gene Ontology annotation, biological process: mitotic sister chromatid segregation; mitotic cell cycle; kinetochore assembly. The record is from RefSeq and is a predicted model, not a curated record. Gene Ontology annotation, cellular component: MIS12/MIND type complex; nucleus; chromosome, centromeric region.